GGAAAAACCCCUCUUCUCUGAGAGGGCCAGAAGGCCCCUCCUCCCUUCUUCGUCUUUGCCUUUUCAUUUCCAUAACCCUCUUUAUCAAAGCCAAAACGCUCACCACAAGAAAAAAUCACUCCAGAGAAAGCUUUCUUUCUUCUUUUAUUCUUCGAAGUCAGUCCUGACAUACACACAUAGACUGAAAGGAAGAGAGAAAGAUAAAAUGGAGAAUGAAUCUCUGUCUCUCACCGGAGGAAUUCCUAUAUACGGAGGGAAAUAUGUGCAGUACAACAUAGUCGGAAACCUUUUCGACGUCUCCUCCAAAUACGCUCCUCCUGUACAACCCGUCGGCCGCGGCGCAUACGGCAUCGUUUGCUGUGCGAGGAAUUCUGAAACAAAUGAAGGUGUGGCGAUCAAGAAGAUUGUGAAUGCCUUUGACAACAGAAUCGACGCCAAGAGAACACUCAGAGAAAUCAAGCUCCUUUGUCACAUGGAUCAUGACAAUGUAGUCAAAAUUAGAGACAUAAUACCGCCCCCCGAUAGGGAAAGAUUCGAUGAUGUUUACAUAGUGUACGAACUGAUGGAUACUGAUCUGCAUCAGAUUAUAAGAUCAAGCCAGGUCCUGACAGAUGAUCACUGCCAGUAUUUCCUAUACCAGUUAUUGAGAGGACUGAAAUACAUUCACUCAGCAAAUGUUUUACACCGGGAUCUGAAACCGGGCAAUUUGCUUCUCAAUGCAAAUUGUGAUCUAAAGAUUUGUGACUUUGGGCUUGCAAGAACCACCUCGGAGACAGAUUUCAUGACUGAAUAUGUUGUGACCCGAUGGUAUAGAGCCCCUGAGUUGUUGCUUAACUGCUCCGAGUAUACUGCAGCGAUUGAUAUUUGGUCAGUAGGUUGCAUUUUUAUGGAGAUCAUCAGAAGGGAAACCCUUUUUCCUGGUAAAGACUAUAUUCAACAAUUGGCACUCAUAACUGAGCUAUUGGGUUCGCCCGAUGAUUCAGAUCUUGGAUUCCUUAGAAGCGAUAAUGCUCGAAAGUAUGUUAAACAGCUUCCACAUUUCCCAAAGGAACCAUUUGCUCUGAAGUUCCCUAAUGUGUCACCGCUGGCACUUGAUCUUGCAGAGAAGAUGCUAGUUUUUGAUCCAAGCAAACGCAUAACUGUUGAGGAAGCAUUGAAUCACCCUUAUGUGUCAGGCCUUCAUGAGAUAAAUGAGGAGCCCACUUGUCCAUCGCCUUUCAUCUUUGAUUUUGAACAGGCUUCCUUAAAUGAAGAUGACAUUAGGGAGCUCAUAUGGAGGGAGUCUCUGAACUUCAACCAUGGUGACAUGCUUGAGUAGUCCCUUUUUUUCUCUCCUUUUUUCUCUGUUCCUUGUUUGCCAUCAGAAAAGGUUGUUUUUGGUGUGAAAAGCUAGCAUUAUACGCGAUGCAGUAAUACUAAACAGAGAAAUAAGGUAUAUGGGGGUUCCUUUCUGUUUGAAGGUGGUGUAAUUGCGGGUGGUGUAGGCUUGAAUAUUAAUAAACUAUUGGUUUGAUAAUCUCUAAGGGUUCAGUUCUGAAAGAGAUGUUAUGUACAGAAGAUUGCAACGGCCACUAGGCUUUUUGAGUCUGUGUUUGUAUGUUGGACACAUAAUUGAUCAUAUCUAUCUAAAGUUGAAAAUGUAAGUUUUCAUUUUGCGAGGUAAAUUUUGG
Messenger RNA from Tripterygium wilfordii, 1670 nucleotides. RefSeq names its product mitogen-activated protein kinase 13-like. Gene Ontology annotation, cellular component: cytoplasm; nucleus. The coding region runs from base 206 to 1318 and encodes 370 amino acids. The transcript is spliced from 6 exons. The record is from RefSeq and is a predicted model, not a curated record. Gene Ontology annotation, molecular function: MAP kinase activity; ATP binding. Gene Ontology annotation, biological process: intracellular signal transduction; protein phosphorylation. Lineage: Eukaryota; Viridiplantae; Streptophyta; Magnoliopsida; Celastrales; Celastraceae.